GUAUGUGUAGCUCAACGCGCAGGUUCAACAGCUCUCACAGUCUUCGCAGCGACUCAGCAGAGGCAUAAGGGGAACGUUUGAGGACUCUUGACAGCUUUCAGAGACUGCUAUGACAUCUCGCAGGUGGUUCCACCCCAACAUCACCGGAAUCGAGGCAGAGCAGCUCCUGUUGACCCGGGGAGUCCACGGCAGUUUCCUGGCCCGGCCCAGCAAGAGCAAUCCGGGGGAUUUUACCCUCUCUGUUAGGCGGAACGAUGAGGUGACCCACAUUAAGAUCCAGAACUCGGGCGACUACUACGACCUGUACGGAGGCGAGAAGUUUGCCACACUGGCCGAGCUGGUGCAGUAUUACACCGAGCAACAGGACCUCCUGCGUGAGAGGAACGGCCAUGUCAUCGAGCUCAAGUACCCACUCAACUGCAAGGACCCCACCUCUGAGAGGUGGUACCAUGGGCACCUCUCUGGGCGAGAUGCAGAGAAACUGCUCACAGACAAAGGCAAAGCCGGCAGUUUCCUGGUACGGGAGAGUCAGAGUAAACCGGGCGACUUCGUCCUUUCGGUUCUCACCAAUGAAGAGAAACACGAGAAUGUUGACCGCAAAACCAAGGUCACCCAUGUUAUGAUACGCUACCAGCAGGAUGGUAAAUACGACGUGGGUGGCGGUGAGAGGUUCGACACCCUGGCUGACCUGGUGGAUCACUAUAAGAAGAACCCCAUGGUGGAGAAAAGUGGCAUUGUAGUGCACCUCAAACAGCCCUUUAAUGCCACAAGGAUAAAUGCAGCCAACAUUGAGAAUCGGGUACGAGAGCUCAACAAAGUAGCAGACAACUCCGAGAAACCCAAACAAGGAUUCUGGGAAGAAUUUGAGGUACUUCAGCAGCAGGAGUGCAAACUGCUGUAUCCCCGGAAAGAAGGCCAGAAGCCAGAAAACAAGAGUAAAAACAGAUACAAGAAUAUCCUCCCCUUUGACACAACACGGGUUGAAAUCAGGGAAGCAGAUCCAGAUGUUCCUGGUUCAGACUACAUCAAUGCCAACUACAUCAGAAGUAUGCAUGAAGAGGGGCGCCAUGUGGACGAGGGCAAAGUCUUCAUCGCCACCCAAGGGUGCCUACAGAAUACAGUCAUUGACUUCUGGAAGAUGGUGUAUCAGGAGAAUACACACGUCAUCGUCAUGACCACGAAGGAGGUGGAACGAGGACGGAAUAAAUGUGUCCGUUACUGGCCCGACCUCCAUGGCACAAAGGAGUUUGGGAAGGUGCUGGUAAGGAACGUGGACGAGCGUCCAGCACAAGACUACAUCCUGAGGAAGCUGGAGGUGACCCGUCUGGACCGGAAGGAGCCUCUGAGGUACAUUUGGCACUAUCAGUACCUAAGCUGGCCGGACCACGGGGUGCCCAACGAGCCCGGUGGCGUCCUCUGGUUCCUAGAGGAAGUCAAUCGCACCCAGAGUACCAUUCCAGACACUGGACCCAUUGUCGUCCACUGCAGUGCAGGCAUCGGUAGGACAGGCACCAUUAUCGUCAUUGACAUCCUUAUUGACAUCAUUAACCGCCAAGGUCUAGAUUGUGACAUCGACAUCCCUAAGACCAUCCAGAGGGUACGGCAGCAGAGGUCGGGCAUGGUGCAGACUGAGGCCCAGUAUAAGUUUAUCUACAUGGCUGUGCAGCAGUACAUCGACACAGCUCAGAAGAGACUGGAGGAGGAGCAGAGGAAUAAGAUGAAGGAGAGGGAAUAUUCCAAUAUCAAAUAUCCACAGAUGACCAACUCGAGGUCCAAACCCAGCAUGGCAUCCUCGCGCUCUUCUUCUGUGAUGACAAAUGAUGAUUCGUCGAGUGUGUACGAGAACAUCAACUUUAAAAGCCCUCAGACGUCUUUUAGCAGUAACACCAGGAGGUAAAGCCGUCACUGUGGACCUCCACAUCUCUCUGUCUGCCUCUCUUUUCAGCUGAGGUUUCGCUUCGUCAGCGCCUGAAAAAGCCUCGGGGUAGGAGGGAGCAUGUUGCUCUGAAUACACCCCACACCAGUGGACCCUGCCUGGGCUGAAGGUGGCGAGCUGACCCCUCCCCUGCCGUCCUGCUGGACCUCUGUCUGGAGUCAAACCGUACCCUCUGUAGAGAGGGUGUAGAGGACUCUACAGUAUAGCGCUCUCACUCAGGACCCUUGUCCUCAACCCUCUUUCUCUCCCCCCACCGCUGCAGCCUCUCCCUCUCUCAACCAGUGCAAGUGCCUUGUCACAGGAUGUGUCUGUAAUCUAGCCUCCCAAAACUUGCUGUUACAUCUCUACUGUUACUACUUUUCCAAAGCUUUGGAAGUUUUCCUUGGGGUAACAAACAAUAAACGUGGAGUCUGCCCCCGCCUGAACUAAACAGAACUGUACGGGACCCAAGAAGAGGUCAAAGCUAGGCUGUUUGUCCACUCGUUGCCAGAAAUCAAUCUGUUCACUAUCCCUCUUCUCUGACUUUGCUGGCGUGCAUUCGGACUUGAACUUAAGACUGUUUUAGUGGUCUUCUGUCUCUCCAGCUGUGGUAGUUUUUAAUGUGGCUGCUGAGUGAUAGCAUGGGCAGUUACAUAACUUGCUGCAGGACCCUGGGUCACAGGGAGGGCAAGCAAACCCUCUUCUUUAUCAAAUUUUGAAAUAUUAAUUUUAAGUAAAUGUGUGGGUUUGUUUUCUUUUUUUUUUUGUCUGUCAGCUUGUUUUCAUCAUUUCUUUGUGUUUUGUUGAUACAUUUGUGUAACAUUUGAGAUGUUGAUUUUAUGAUAUGUAUGUGUGUGUUUAUACAUAUGUAUACACACACACACACACACAUAUAUACACACAUAUAUAUUUAUACUUAUUUAUAUAUGUUGUCAUGUUUAAGCACGGUUGUCUGCGCAGCAUCCCUAGUACUAAUUUUGAUUUACCAGUAGAUAGUAAUAAUAGUUUAAAGUCCAUAUUUGACAGGAAACGGUGGAGAGGAUUCCUGAAUGGGGGGUUGGAGUUGAGCUUGGCUGACCCCCGCAUCUCAGCUCUGUUCGACUGGCUGUCCUCGUUAAUCAGCGGGUCUGAUGCAGUUCAACAUCUGUCGGAGGAGAUCGUCACAAGGAGACAAGGGAAAGGGGGACGAUUACAGUGGGCCAGAUGGCCAUCUGCCUGAGAUUGAAGAAUAGAUUUGUCUCCAAAAAGUAAUUUAGAAGAUGGCCAUAAUCCAGGCUUGAUGAUAGCGGGGCGAGUAAGCCGGCAUCAUUGAUGUGAUAAGGAAGAUGGUGGUGGCGCAGAGCACCGAGCCCUCUGCGCUGUCUGGCAGAUUGUUCACUAUUUUUAGCCUCCAGGAUCAGCACCAAAAUAUCCCACUCAAACACAAGUGCAGAUAUGUUGGUGAAAUCUGACUUAGCUUGUUAAAAAUGUAACAACUUAAUGGCCCUGAACACCUUAACUAAAGUCUCACAAUAGGAAGAUGUCAUGAUACUACUUUUUAUUUAAUGUUAAGGCAUCAUAAUAAACCAUGAAUGAACGGCACUUGUGCUCAGACCAUUCCUCUUUCUCCACCAACAGAAAUGUUGGACUAACCAGGUCAAGGACACUCGCAGGCUGGACUCACCUUGUUGUCUUCAGUCAUAAAUUGGCCAGUUUCUGCAGCUGCAGCGCGUGAUUUAAAGUACAGCUAAUCAAAAUGUACUGGAGUAAUAGUACUCUCAACCGAUCUGAUACCGUUGACCUUGUGGGAAAUAUUAAAAUACAAUAACAAUACAACCUGCAGCAGCCAUAUCAUCCUGUCUGACUGCUGAGUUCUGUCUUUUAAAGGCUUACAAGAGCACAUAGUGGUUUUAUUAAGGUCUCAGUACAUCAGUUGAAGCUUUGUCUGUCUACUGAUUUCAGUCACUUGUCUGUCUGUGUGGAGAGUUUUCCCAGAGAGUAUAAGUUGUUGCCAAUGUAUUUUAAUGGCUGAUUGUUUAUGUGAAUAGAAGCUAUGUUUUAUGAAAUGAGUGGCAUUGAUGCCCUGUGUCAGUGAAGGCCCAUGUCUGUUAGAUAAAUGCUGCACCACUCAAUGUACUUCAGUUGAAUUUGAAUGUUUGAAUCCCUCUGGGGCUUUUUUCCCUUUUGUUCUUUUCCCAUCUGAACUGUCCGAUGAAUGAGAAAUGACUUUUGUGGGUUUUGUUUCUUGCGCUGUGGAUAAUUUAGAUUUUUAUUGUAUUUUACUUUGUCUCUAUGGGUCAGAUUUUUUUUAUGAUAUGAUGAAACAUCAAUACUUGAAAGUGUGAAACUGCUGAAUCUUUGGCCUCAGGCUGUGUGUGGAUGUCCCUUGGCUGUGGAAGUAUUUUUGGUAGUGCACUAGGUUUUUGCCAUCAGUGUUGGGGUUUUUUGUUUUUUGUCCUGUUGUUUCAUUUUGCUGAUAUGUUUCAAAUUGUAUUUCUAAUUGAUUGUUUUAUCCACUCUUGCAUUUUGUAUUGUGUCUGAAUUAUUAUUAUUACUAUUAUUAUUGGUGUAAUUUCACCAGCGAUAAGUAAAUUCUGGAGUUGAACCAGUGUACAUUGAGGAAUGCAGUAGUAACACGGUAUUUUCUUUCUGCUUGUCCUCUUUCAUUUACUUGAACAUUAUGUUGAUGUCUUUUUGUUUUGAUUCCUUGUUCCUCCGUUGCUAACAGUAUGCCUGAAGUGAGUCGUGGUGUACUGAUUGCUCCCAUGUUGUUUCCUCUUCUUGCACUGGCUUUGCCCAGAUGCCUUUUUGCUGUAUAGGCUACAACUGCUGAUGCAAUGAGCUGCCAGAAAUGGCAUCAAAAUGGUUUAUUAUCAUAUACAGUUUAAUAAAAAUCUAUGAUGGCACUAUGUAAAGUUA
Molecule: messenger RNA, 4813 nt
Organism: Dicentrarchus labrax (European seabass)
Lineage: Eukaryota; Metazoa; Chordata; Actinopteri; Moronidae
Gene: ptpn11b
Product: protein tyrosine phosphatase non-receptor type 11b
Exons: 16
Coding region: 110-1897 (595 amino acids)
Biological process (GO): protein dephosphorylation
Molecular function (GO): protein tyrosine phosphatase activity
Source: RefSeq, a predicted model, not a curated record